AUGCCCCUCACAAUCCUAACCAACGACCAAGUCAAGUCCAUCUUGGAGAACCUGACCCUCGCCCAGCUCGACGGCUUCCAGAGAAACUUAUCCAAAGCCCUCCACGAGUACUCGACCGACGUCAAGGCCGUCCAGGAUGGCACCUAUCACCAACCCCAGAGGACGAGCUACGGCAACCCGCAGACGGGUGCUACUACGCUCUUCAUGCCCUCCGUCGGUCCGGCGGGCAUGGGUGUUAAAGGUAAAUCGAUGCGAACCCGAACACAGAUGCACAAGGGACCGUCACAGCUCGCAAAACGGCCCCGCGGACAGCCCUUUUGA
Messenger RNA from Parascedosporium putredinis, 321 nucleotides. Lineage: Eukaryota; Fungi; Ascomycota; Sordariomycetes; Microascales; Microascaceae. The record is from the annotation of a GenBank genome assembly.